Molecule: messenger RNA, 1972 nt
Organism: Cheilinus undulatus (humphead wrasse)
Lineage: Eukaryota; Metazoa; Chordata; Actinopteri; Labriformes; Labridae
Product: high-affinity choline transporter 1-like
Exons: 9
Coding region: 145-1809 (554 amino acids)
Biological process (GO): acetylcholine biosynthetic process; choline transport; transmembrane transport
Cellular component (GO): plasma membrane
Molecular function (GO): choline:sodium symporter activity
Source: RefSeq, a predicted model, not a curated record
AAGACACUGGGCUGACUGGUACUGAAUAUUCAGGAAUGUUUUCUGUCAUGGGAAUACAGCUAAGGUCAAGCCAGGGAACAUUUUCAUGUGGUCGAAGCAGGUUGUCAGAGGGUAUCUGAGACAGACACAGCUAAGACACUGAGGAUGGCGGUGAACUGGCCAGGACUGUUGUCCAUAGGAGUGUUUUACCUGAUCGUACUGGGCACAGGUAUCUGGGCAUCCAGGAAGUCCAAACGAGAGGAGAAGAAGUGCAGCGGGAACCGCAGUGAAGUUACCAUGGUUGGAGGGCGGAACCUUAACAUCUGGGUCAGCAUCUUUACUAUGACAGCCACCUGGGUGGGAGGAGGCUACAUUUUGGGUAAUGCUGAAGUGGUCUAUGAUCCAACUAAAGGGUUAGUGUGGGCAACUGGACCCAUUGCCUUCGCCAUCAACAUGGUUGUGGGUGCACUCUUCUUUGUCACACCAAUCCGGUCCAAGAACUACGUCACCCUCAUGGACCCGUUUCAAGAGAAAUAUGGCAACACCGUCGCUGCCUUUCUAUUCAUUCCAGCUCUCAUUGGUGAUAUCUUGUGGAUAGCAUGCAUCCUUGGUGCACUGGGAGGAACAGUUAGCGUAGUCAUGGAUAUCUCCUCCCCACUGGCUGUGAGCAUCUCUGCUGCUGUGGCAAUCAUCUAUACGUUAAUGGGAGGACUGUACUCUGUGGCGUACACCGAUGUCAUCCAGCUUUUGCUCAUGCUCCUUGGCUUGUGGCUCUGUGUGCCUUUUAUCUUGACAAGCCCCAGCUCUGCCAACUUCACUGUUGCUGCAGUCACCAAGGUGUACCAGGAACCAUGGCUUGGCACGCUAGAGCUGGAACAAUCAGGUCGAUGGAUAGACGACGUACUGCUUAUAGCCUUUGGAGGGAUCUGCUACCAAGCCUUCUACCAGAGAGUCCUGUCUACAGCCACGGAUUCCCAAGCUAAGCUCACUUGCUAUGCUGGAGCAGUGUUAUGUCCAAUCCUCGGCAUCCCAUCCAUUAUUAUUGGGGCAGCAGCAGCAUCUACCAAUUGGAACCAGACCACCUUUGGUACACCGAGCCCGUAUGAACAGGGUAAAUCUGGUAUGAUCUUGCCGAUUGCCCUCCAGCAUCUUUGCCCCUUCUUCGUUUCACUGAUUGGGAUGGGAGCGCUUGCUGCCUCUGUGAUGUCAUCAGUGGACUCUGCACUUUUGUCUGCGGCAUCCCAGCUGGGUCGAAACAUCUUUAAGAACAUCGUCUACAAACAGGCAACAGAGAAAAUGAUUAUUGUGGUGGUGAAAGUAUCAGUCUUCCUGUGUGGGCUGAUGGGAGCAGGCCUUGCCAUGACUACAAGAUCCAUCCACCUGUUCUGGAUUGUCAGUGCAGAUGUUUUGUAUUCGAUGAUGACCCCUCAGGUGGCAUGCAUCUUCUACUUGAAAAAAUGGGUGAAUGGAUACGGGGCCUGUUCUGGCCUUGUGUUAGCUAUAUUACUAAGAGUUCUGGUUGGGGAACCCGUCAUCGGCCUUCCUGACAUUCUUCCUCUGCCGUGGGAUAAAAUACAGGAAGACGGACACCGAUAUCGCUUGUUCCCUUUUCGUACUGCCAUCAUGCUUAUUACCACCGGGACUAUUUUACUAGUAUCACGCCUUGCUGUUUUUGUGUCUGAGAGGAGAAGAAACAGUGAAGCUGACGCUGACAAAAAUUUACACUACAUGGCCGCACUUCAAACUGAUGUGGAGGAGCAGGAGAGACUGAAUAAAGAACAGACAAGCUUGCCCUCUCAAGGAAGCAAUGAGCACACGGACAAAUGUUGAGGACUUUUAUGACAUUUUGUAACUGCAAGUGGAUUUUUUUAAUGAAAGGUAAAGGGGAAGUAUAACAACUUCUGAGGACUCAUGCUCUAAGAGCAAAGGUGUUUAAUAUUUUAUUAACAUAUGGAUACUUGUACUGUAAAAUGAAACUAAUGUUUGAUUGAAA